Messenger RNA from Chlamydomonas reinhardtii, 2828 nucleotides. RefSeq lists its product as uncharacterized. The transcript is spliced from 8 exons. Bases 618 to 2219 code for a protein of 533 amino acids. The record is from RefSeq and is a predicted model, not a curated record. Gene Ontology annotation, molecular function: D-amino-acid oxidase activity; FAD binding. Lineage: Eukaryota; Viridiplantae; Chlorophyta; Chlorophyceae; Chlamydomonadales; Chlamydomonadaceae.
CGUUAACCAUAGACAGCGUCCUGCGGCAUAAUUGCCUUGCUCGCUUGACAGUCGACCGACGGACAAAGGUCAGCGGCAGCGCGGAUAGCGGCGCUGGGUUCGCAGGGCGCACCGAGGCUCGCGCUGCAAAAAUUUGGCUAUCAACUGAUAGAGCAUGCGCACUUCUCGACAGGGAAAGGGCGCAUGUGCCGGCGACCACGCGGCAGGCGCUCCUGAAUUAUCUGCGGUCAAAUGAUAUUUGAGCUUAAUUGCGGCUAGAAAACAUGCAGAGCGAGCGAGAACUUGGCGCGCAAAGCAAAAACCGGUCAGCAUUUCUUGCGCAAUAUUGACGUUAACUUCGUUCAACCACGUCGCGGCUUGGCCAUACAUGUUUUCAAUGACACUAGACAGCGGUUCUCGCUCGAGACGUUGUGUAAUUAGCUAAGAGGCUCAGGGCCGAUAUUGCAGGGUUUUCGCAUGAUCCUUUGCUCGACUACUCGCAUUUUCAUCUCGGUAGCCUAGGUUAAGCGACCGUGGGCUCGCCGGGCCCACGUGUAACACUCUCGAUCCCGUCGGGCGUCGCCCGCAGCAAGCUGAAGCCAGCAUUGCUGCGGCUGACCUGGUUCAAGAUGAGAGCGAUGCGGGCAGCUACGCCUGUCGUGCAGGGGCAGGCCGCUCUGGCUGCUGCGGCACGACAAACCCAGUCGCGAGCAAGGCCACAGCGCCCUGCCUUCCCCUUCCCUACCCCCUCAAACGAAAGCCCAGCAUCCCGGCUAGCCACGCCCGCAACACCCUGUAGCACCUCCUCCUCCUCCUUCCCAGCGGCAGCGGCGGCAGCACCAACCACGCCUCCGCCGGCGCCGGUGCCGCCGCUGCGCGUGUGUGUGCUGGGCGGCGGCGUUGUGGGGCUGACCACAGCCCUGCGGCUGCUGCAGGCCGCAGGCCCCCGCGGCGCAGCUACAGCCGCAGCUACAGCCGCAGCUACAGCCGCACCUACAGGGACUGGAGGCGCACAGCUGCAGAGCGCCGGGGCUGGGGCUGGGGCUGAGGCUGAGCCGGGGUAUGUGGGUCGGGGCUGGCGGCGGCUGGAGGUGACGGUGGCGGCGGCGGAGUUUGGCGGCGAGACCACCACCGCCGGCGCAGCAGGGCUUUGGGGACCCUACAAGCUGUCGGACACGCCGGAGUCGCUGAUCAACGUGUGGGGCGCCGACACCUUCACACACCUCAUGCAACUGGCGCACUCGGAGGAGGCGGUGGCGGCAGGCGUGGCGCUGUGUGCAGUGAACAGUUUCUAUCCGGAGCCGCAGCCGCUGCCAUUCUGGCGGGAUGCGGUCUACAACUUUCAGAUGAUGGAUGAGCGCAUGCUGGACCAGGUGCGCCGCGGCGGCGCCGCGGCGGCGGCUGCUGCGGCGGCGGCUGGCGGCGGCAGCGGCGGCGGCGGCGACGGCGGGUCUGCAGCAGCGCGGCAGCCGGCGCCGGCGCCUCUGCCGUGCAACUGGGGCUACCACUGGAACUCGGUGGUGUGCGAGGGCGCCCGCUACCUGCCCUGGCUCACCGCCAAGGUGGAGGCUCUGGGCGGGCGGCUGCUGCGGCUGCCUGGGCGGCUGGCCGGUCUGGAGGAGCUGCCGGCGGCGCUGCGGGCGGCCGAGGGAGCUGAUGGCGGUGGUGGCGGUCGUAGUGGCGGCGGCGGCGGCGGCGGCGGCGUGUGGCCUGACGUGGUGAUCAACACGGCGGGGCUGGGGUCGCGGCAGCUGCUAGGCGACGAGCAGGUGUACCCCAUCCGCGGCCAGAUCCUGCGUGUGCGCGCCCCCUGGAUCACCCAGGCCUACUUCUUUGACCCCUACUACAUCAUCCCAAACAGGGACACGGUGGUCCUGGGCGGCACUGGCCAGGUGGGGAGCUACAGCCUGGAGGUGUCCGAGGCGGACCGCCGGAACAUCCUGGAGGGCUGCAAGAGGCUGCUGCCGUCACUGGAGCAUGCAGAGGUCGUGAGCGACUGGGUGGGGCUGAGGCCGGGCCGCACACACCUGAGGCUGGAGGUCGACCGCACCAGCAGUGGCAGCGGCAGUGGCAGUGGCAGUGGCGGUGGCAGUGGCAGUGGCAACAUUGGUACCAGUGGUGGUGGGGCUGCUGCGCCGCUGGUGGUUCACAACUACGGCCACGGCGGCGCGGGGCUGACGCUGGCGUGGGGGUGUGCGGGCGAGGUGGUGCGGCUGUUGCAGGCAGAGGGAGUGCUGUAGCGGCAGUGGGGCUGUGUGCCCGAGCCCAAACACAUAGAUCGCAAUAACAGGAAAAUAAGGACUUGCUUGGGGCCUUUGUGGGGGCGUGCGUGUACAUCAACUGUUGCGCGCUGGCUGUUUUGUGAGUAGGUUAGGGGGUGACGGCUAGCGGGACUGCGGGACAACGUGCACACCGCGCCGUUCUGAACACACGCCUUCCUUGACUCAGCUUGGCUUCGGCCUAUAGGUGAUCAUCUGGCGAGUUGCGACUUCAGCUGGGUCGUUUGUGGCUUGGCGACGGCUGAUGGGAGCCUGCCCCGGCAUGGGUAGAUCAGAGGAUGGCAUGAUGUUUGAUGGCAUUGCGUUUCAGGCCGGAGCAUGGGAGGAGACCUGUGAGGCGAACUGGUGAAGUGACGAUGUUCUUGACGAGUGUCGUGCUUAUGUGCUUUGCAUUGAAGGCCGCGGAAGGGAGUGCUGGGGUUGACGGCGGUGAAGGCCCUGUGCAUUGGAGCGUCACAGCGGAUGACAGCGCCACUUCCUGAGUUUUAUGCGACUUGGUUCCUCCUCGCAUUUUCCCGUAGCUGUACAGUACUGUACCUCAUGUACAAGUAAUUGUAACAACGCGUGGAC